UAUCUCUUCCGGUUAUCGCAAUACAUUUUAGUCCGAUCUCUUCAAUACUUUUUUCGCAUUGCAUUGGUACCGCAUUUAUUUUCAAACAUUAUUGAAGAUAUGUAUAAAAUGGCAGCUGGGAGAGGAUUCAGGUUAAAAGCUUAUUCUGCAUCGCGUUGAUGAUGCUCAGUGUUCAUGUUGUGCUGGGCUGAAGGGAACAUGAACAGAUGCUAAUGAAUUAGAGACCACAUUACACAUUUGUGAAAUACCUGAUCAAGAUAAAUCUGAACAUAGUCAGUAGCCUAUAUGCGACGAUGCACAUGCGUUUGUGGUGACAGUUCAAUUCAAGCCAACAAAAGCCAUUUCCUUCUCUGACUAUGCAAGAGCUAUAUCUGUAAAUAAUUGGCCUAGCUGUAGCCUACAAAUAGGAGUCUAGGAUGCUGCAGGGUCCACAUGUCCUGGGUCAUGACAAGCCUCUGAUCAGACUAUCAUUCACGUCCUGUGUUGUGGGCACCGUCAGCCUGCCACUGCUUGGUUUAAUUACCUGCAUCUCCAUCUCCUCCGUGUUCCAUUUCCAGGACUCCACUGACACACAUUGCAAGGUUACCAAUUAUCUGCCCUCCAUUAGUGCCUCCAUAAGCCUGAGCCCAGAGUGCCAUAUCUGGCGCUUCUGCAUUGGCCUGCACUCUGCUCCCAGGUUCCUGGUGGCCGUGGCCUAUUUUAACUUCUAUAAGGGCCGCUUCUCCACAAGGUUCCUGGAGUGGCUGCUCAGCUGCCUCAACUUCAUGUGUGCCAUCACUGAGAACUUUGGCCUCUUGCUGCUCACCUACGUGUCAUCCAAUGAGACAUACCUUGUCCACAAAGAAGGUUUUGUCCUGUUCAUAGCCAGUUCUGUUAUCCACAUGGUGUUAACCUGUCGGCUGUGGCUGGUUAUAAAGAAGUACUCACUGAUUCCUGAGGAUGUGAAAUCUUUCCACUGGAAAAUCCGCUGCUUGAUCCUCAACAUCGCUUUCUGCUGCUUGGCUGCUUACUUUUACUGGAAACACAACAUGUACUGUGAACAAGGGAGCUACACCUUUUUUGCCCUCUUUGAGUAUUGUGUGGUGCUCUCCAACAUGGCCUUCCACCUAACAGCCUUCUGGGACUUUAAAAGCAGAGAGAUGGUGGUCAUCUCACCAGAGGAGGGUAAAGACUUCUGACUGGGAAACAGAGGGUCAGGUGACAGGUGUUCAACCACUCAGAACACACCUAGCGGAGAUGAUGCUGUUGCAGAGGAGGAGCAGGAAGAAAGCGCCUUCUUCCAUAUAUUUACAUGAUGGCGGAUGUCAUGACUGUAAAUAAUCACUUUAUUUAUCUGGACUGUUCAACCUGAAAGUCAAUCCUACUGUACCAACAUUUUGAUAGAGUUGAUAUUGACAUACUGUAUGAUAAAAGACAGACUUAGUCCUCUAUGAUUUGGGACAAUGGGGCAACUUCGACUUGAUCACCUUGACUUAAGAGUAUGUCCUUUAGUCAUGCUCACGUGUCUAUGACUUAUCACUUGUGAAAUUCGGGAAAUGCUGACUGUUGCCAAUGAUGUGAUCUGAAGAGAGUGUCUUCAGCUCUUUGUAGAAAGUAUUUUUAAAUGCAUCAAGAACUGUGGAUAAACACAAAUAUGAUUUUGUAUAUUCUCAAGUAGAGAGAGACAUCUUAAAGGUAUUAAUAAUCUAAUAGUGAUUUUUUUUGUGUAAAAAUUAAGCUUCAUUAAACAAUUAUUUCAGAACUUUUUAGCUAUUUACCAUAACAUGCUUAUUAUUAGUGAGUCAGUCAGUCAGUUAGGUCCACAACCUAAAUUAAGGAAGUUACAAAUAAAUGUUCUUCCUCGUUUGUAAAGACAGAGAGAGAGACCGAGAGAGUGAGAGAGACAGAGAGAGAGAGAAAGAGAGAGAGAGACAGAGAGAGAGAGACAGAAAGACAGAGAGAGAGAGAG
Molecule: messenger RNA, 1948 nt
Organism: Oncorhynchus gorbuscha (pink salmon)
Lineage: Eukaryota; Metazoa; Chordata; Actinopteri; Salmoniformes; Salmonidae
Product: post-GPI attachment to proteins factor 2-like
Exons: 6
Coding region: 417-1178 (253 amino acids)
Biological process (GO): GPI anchor biosynthetic process
Cellular component (GO): Golgi membrane; endoplasmic reticulum membrane
Source: RefSeq, a predicted model, not a curated record